CAAAUCAUUCGUUUCGCAUCCCUCGGUCCAAGUGGUCCAAGCUAAAAAUAAUACAAUAUUAAUAAUUACGAUAUCUGCAUACUUUUUUUUUUAUUGCCCAAUCGGUUAAACAAACGAACAACUUCGUACUACAACAACGCAUCAACAGCUACCACACAAAAAUGACAUCCUGCAAGUUAUUUUUUUGUUUCGCACUGCUCAUUGUGUCGGUCUUCUCCGAAAAAGAUGCAUCGAAAGCGGCCGAAAACGAAAGGGUGAAGAAAGCUGUAGUAAUCCCACCACCUGCUUCAGUUGCGGCAAAUUACGGAUACUACGGCAGUCCUUACAGCGGUUUGUACGGUAGCCCCUACAACACCUUAUACGGCCAAGCUUACGGUUACCCGUACGGAUCGUACGACGAUGGCAAGUACCACCAUCACGCGGGCAAGUACGACGACGGCAAGUACCAUCAUCACGUGGGCAAGUACGACGAUGGCAAAUACCACCCCGGAAAAUACGACAAGGCGACGGUGGCCACAGCAGUGUACAGCAAGCCGUAUUCGACCGAAUACAACGGCUACAACUAUGGUUACAACGGCUACACCGGUUACAACGGUUACAACGGUUACAACGGUUACAACAAUGGUUACAACGGUUACAACAAUGGAUACAACUACGGUUACUACGGCGGAUAUCCGUACACUCACUACCCAUACAACUACCAAUACAACAGCCACCACGCAUCAUACCCAUACGUCUACUAAGCCGACCUCCUCUUCAUCCGAACGAUUUUGUUUGACAUUUUUUUUUUUUAUUCGAUCCCGCAAAAAACCACAAUUGUUACCGCGUAUAAUAAUGAUAUACUCUCGCGACGAUCUUUAUAUAAUGAUUAUUCUGUAUACGAUUUGCUUUUAUAUUAAAUUUAAUAGAGUUUAUUUUAAUAUAACAAUAUAAUAUGCUUAAUAAUAUUAAAACUUGGAAGUAUUACGUCAGAUUUAACGUGAAUAAACAUUACUAUGAAUUCUA
Molecule: messenger RNA, 1005 nt
Organism: Aphis gossypii (cotton aphid)
Lineage: Eukaryota; Metazoa; Arthropoda; Insecta; Hemiptera; Aphididae
Product: prisilkin-39-like
Exons: 3
Coding region: 162-743 (193 amino acids)
Source: RefSeq, a predicted model, not a curated record